Molecule: messenger RNA, 1188 nt
Organism: Dermacentor albipictus
Lineage: Eukaryota; Metazoa; Arthropoda; Arachnida; Ixodida; Ixodidae
Product: putative nuclease HARBI1
Source: RefSeq, a predicted model, not a curated record
AUGGCGCUUGCGUUGGAAACUUCGGUUGUUGCGUUGGCGUUGCUUGAGGAGGAAGGAGAGCGGGUGGAGGUGCGAAAUGCGUUCGAAGAGAUGACAGAAGGCGAAUUCCGGCGUCGUUAUCGUUUCUCGAAAGAAAGGGUGCGUUGGUUGUGCGGCGAACUCGACCCCAUCAUCGGGUGCCAGCGAGCCAGCGGAAUUUCUACGGAGCGGAAGGUGUUGUGCGCGCUGAGGUUUUUUGCAACGGGAAGCUUCCAGCGGGGCGUCGGCAGUGAAGAAUUUAUCGGCCUGUCGCAGUCGUCCGUCAGCGACACCAUCCAUGAAGUGGCAAACGCCAUAACUGUCGUUGGCGGGCAAAAGCGGUGGGUGGACUUCCCCCAGACGACAGCCGCGAAGGCCAGAGCAAAGGCGGCGUUUGCGCGGCUCGGACGGAUCCCCGGUGUGCUCGGCUGCGUCGAUGGCACUCUCAUCGCCAUACAGCAGCCCCAAGGCCUGAGCCCCGGGGAUACACAGAGCUACAUGUCGAGGAAGGGAUUCUACGCCAUGAACACCAUGAUCACAUGCGAUGCAGACCUCUGGAUUGAAGACAUCAACCCCUGCUUCCCGGGGUCCUGCCAUGAUUCAUGGGUGUGGCGUAGGAACCCUCUUCGUGCAUACCUUGAAGCAGAACUGCGCCCUGGCGAAUGUUUGCUUGGAGACUCCGGCUAUCCCUUGGAGCCGUGGCUCCUGACACCAGUGCCGGGGCAUCCAGCUGGCAGCACCCCUGAGGGCCUCUACAACAAGGAGCACACCGCCAUGCGCAAUGUUGUGGAGAGGUGCAUCGGAGUCCUAAAGAGCAGGUUCCGCUGCUUGCAGCAUUACCGGACCCUGCUCUACAACCCCGAUCGAGCAGCGACCAUCAUUGCCGCUUGUGCAGCUCUUCACAACAUUGCCUUGGCGGCACGUGAGCCUGCCCCGGAAGAGGAGGACGACGACAGUGACGUUGCUCCAGCUGUCCAGCAGAAUGCAGAUCUGGUCGACCCGCCAGCACCACCCAUGCGGGUCCCACAACCGCGGGAGCUGUACCUGAGGGGCCUGCAGCAGCGCAACCGUGUGGUGAACCUUUUCCAAGGACCACGCGGGGUGCAUACUGACCACCUCCGGAGGGUACGCCGCCGCCUGCUGCGACCUCGUCGGCAGCAGCCAAUGUAA